AAUUCAAUAAUUCAUACAAUUUGCUUUUAAACAUCACAUUUCCUCAUACAUAAAAAGGAAAAAAAUACACAAUAAAAAACUAUUACAACCAAAAGAGAUAUCAAAGUUCCUCUCUUGAACAACAUAAUCUUCCUCUUCUCAAAUUGAAGCAAACCCUCUAAUAUGUUGGGCAAUGGCAAAGUCCUGGCUUGAUGUUCAAGUUGAUAUAGAAUUAACUGACUUUCCACAAGGAAGACUGGAGGAUAAACACUAUGGUGAUGGCAUGAAUGGAACACCUUCUCAAGGAAUUCAGACUUCGUUGCCUUCAGCUGGUCCUGAAACAUGGCCAUGUCAUGUUCUUGAUCAGCAACCUCGUGAUCUUCCUUCUCUCCUUCAAAAACUUCAUUCUAGUGAUAUUGUGAAUGAAGCUGUUUUUCGAGCAUGCAAAGAGCAGCAUCGACAAAUUGAGGUAAUAAACUGUGAGCACUUCUUUUAGCUACACACACGAGCACUUAUAUGAUGUGUUAUAUUUCUUGUUAUAAUUAUGUAUUUUGUUAACUAAACAAGUAAUUAGGUACUCAAAGUUUUCUGUGUAACAAAAAUUACCUCUUGUUGAUUCGCAAACCUAGUAUUAUUUGAUUCUCUUGCACUCUCUACACCCUAUAUGUUGCAUAUGUUUUCUGGAUAGUCUUUUUUAUGUUUCUGGACCUGCCACAAAUGUUAUCUUCCUCCACAAAUGUUGGCAAUUGUGAGAGACAACUCUGUAAUAACUUAAUAAGUCUAUAUACAUGUAUGUAUAAAGUAUUUGUUAAACCAAUAACUUAAACUGAAGCAUCAAUUUUCCUUCAGGGUAUCUAUUAAUCAAAUAUAUGCUAGUACCAUUCAGGGUCACAUAAUCUCUAGGAUUGCGUGGCCACAUGGCUCACAGGGAUCUUCCACAAACAUACUUAAUUAAAAAAUGUAGGCGUCCAUAAAUCCAUGGAAAUUCCUUUGCUGUUAUGAUUGCGAGGAUCCUAUUUGGUGCUUGUCCUAUUUUAAUUUGCCCAUAUACAAGAGGCUACUAAAUCUAUAGAGACCA
Messenger RNA from Asparagus officinalis (garden asparagus), 1057 nucleotides. RefSeq names its product nuclear pore complex protein NUP107-like. The record is from RefSeq and is a predicted model, not a curated record. Gene Ontology annotation, molecular function: structural constituent of nuclear pore. The transcript has 2 exons. Gene Ontology annotation, biological process: mRNA export from nucleus; regulation of DNA-templated transcription; post-transcriptional tethering of RNA polymerase II gene DNA at nuclear periphery. Lineage: Eukaryota; Viridiplantae; Streptophyta; Magnoliopsida; Asparagales; Asparagaceae. Bases 173 to 475 code for a protein of 100 amino acids. Gene Ontology annotation, cellular component: nuclear pore; nuclear pore outer ring.